Molecule: messenger RNA, 3105 nt
Organism: Nothobranchius furzeri (turquoise killifish)
Lineage: Eukaryota; Metazoa; Chordata; Actinopteri; Cyprinodontiformes; Nothobranchiidae
Gene: pacsin2
Product: protein kinase C and casein kinase substrate in neurons 2
Biological process (GO): regulation of endocytosis; plasma membrane tubulation; cytoskeleton organization
Cellular component (GO): cytoplasm; endosome; plasma membrane
Molecular function (GO): protein binding; phospholipid binding
Source: RefSeq, a predicted model, not a curated record
AUGGUCCGUCUCUCUCUGGGUAACCGAAAGUUGUGACACACCGUCCUCCGUCAGUCGUUCCACGGUGCCGCUGCCAGGCAGACAAGCGGAGAAGAGAUUUCUUAGUUGGCACCACCAACACGCACCGCUCUCCAUUUAAUUCCACAUUUCAAGCAACGAUAAACCAAGUAGAGGCCCAACACACUGUGUGCACGUUUUGGCUUCAGCGAUGUCGGGCGCCUACGAUGACUCCAUGAUUGAUGUCUCCAGUGAUAGCUUCUGGGAGAUUGGGAAUUACAAGCGAACAGUAAAGCGUAUAGAUGAUGGCAAUCGUCUCUGUAAUGAUCUGAUGACCUGUCUUCAUGAACGGGCUCGGAUUGAAAAGGCUUACGCGCAGCAGCUCACAGAAUGGGGAAAGCGCUGGCGGCAACUUAUAGACAAAGGUCCUCAGUAUGGCUCGUUAGAGCUUGCGUGGUCGGCUCUGUGCACAGAGGCAGAGAAGGUCAGCGAGCUCCAUGUGGACAUGAAAUCUGCAUUAAUGGGCGAAGAUUAUGAGAAGUUGAAGAAUUGGCAGAAAGACUCGUAUCACAAGCAGAUGAUUGGUGGCUUCAAAGAAACGAAAGAGGCAGAGGACGGCUUCCGCAAGGCCCAGAAACCAUGGGCCAAGAAACUGAAAGAGGUGGAGACCAUGAAGAAGGCCUACCACUCAGCAUGUAAAGAAGAAAAACUGGCAGCCAGCAGGGAAACGAACAGCAAACUAGAGAGCAACAACAACCCUGAAACUCAAAAGAAACUCCAGGAAAAAGUGGAGAAAUGUCAGCAGGAGGUGCAGAAGGCUAAAGAACGCUACGAGAAAACCUUGGAAGAGCUCAACAAGUUGACCCCUCAGUACAUGGAGAACAUGGAGCAGGUGUUUGAGCAAUCCCAGCAGUUUGAGGACAAACGGAUCCGCUUUUUCAAAGAGGUGCUGCUGGAGGUUAAGCAGCACCUGGACCUCUCAACCAAUCCAAGCUUCCAGACAAUCUACCACACACUGGAGGACACGGUCUCUGCUACAGAUGCUGACGAAGACCUGAAAUGGUUCCGGUCCAAUCACGGGCCUGGCAUGCCAAUGAACUGGCCCACGUUUGAGAAAUUGAAGGUGUCACAUCCUCGCUCCUUUAAGAGAAGGUCCACCAUAGAAUGGUCUACAGACCUGAACCGAACCCUCAGCAGAAGAGAGAAGAAGAAACCAUCCGAAGGCGUCACGCUGACAGGAAUCAGUCAGACAGGCUCGGAGCAUCCUGUUCAGCCCACAAAGACCAGUAACAGCCUGACUGUGCCCACUAUAACAGCACCAGUGAACACAAACCCUUUUGAGGACGACGAGGACGAGGACGAGGAGACGGCUGAGGAGAAGCAGGAGGCCUUAGAAAACCACGUCACUGAGAAUAAACAGGAAAUUAAAACUGCGAGCAGUACAGAGAAGACUCCAGACUGGUCGGACGAAGACCCGGUUGGUAACCCUUUUUCUGCUAACGGCGAUGGUAAUCCGUUUGAGGACGAGCCGGAGUCUCCGGUCGUUUCUGUUCCUGUCAGAGCUCUUUACGACUACGAAGGACAGGAGCAGGAUGAGCUCAGCUUCAAAGCAGGUGACGAACUCACCAAAAUUGGCGAAGAGGACGAUCAGGGUUGGUGCAAAGGUCGACUGAAGGAUGGAAAAACGGGUCUUUAUCCUGCUAAUUACGUAGAAGCCAUCCAGUAACGAACGCUUCCCGAUGAUUAUAAUGUGAAGAGGAAAGGGUGGCAGAAACAAGAGAAACGGCGGGCUCUCUCUGUAAAGACUGGAUUAGAGCGAAGAAUAACAGAGAAAAGGUUUUUUUAAGGACCACGCGUUGAAUCUGACAGAUGUUGUAAACAAAACUGCAGAAGUGGGACAACAACCAAGAAGAUCAGAGAACCGGUGUUGUCGGUAUAAAAAUGUUACUUUAAAUCAUUUAUGCUGUUACAGAAAAUGCUAUUCAGUUAUCGAUUAGAUGAGAUUCAAUCAGAUGUAUGUGUGAGAGAACAUGUUAAACACUGGGAUGACAACCUGCCUAGCAACGCCUAAUGCAGCCCUAAUAUUUUUAAUUCAUUAAGGAAGAUUAAUGUUUUAUUAUAAGGGUUAACUGUUAACAAUAUAAAGAUCCAGUCCGUCAAUGUUUAGUACUCAUUUUUAAUAUGAAUAGCCCUUAUGUAAGGUUUUUUUCAUAGUUUUGAUUUUUUUCAUAAUUGCUUCUUUUUAAUUUUUAUUUUUUGAAGAAAAAAACCCGAUGAAUCGAUCCUUUUCAAUAAUUAUUUCUAAAGUCAGUGCACAUGAAUGUAUAUUUAAUGAUUGUAUUUUCAGCUAUUGAUUGUUCACUUUUUACUGAUAUUUGCAACCACUGACUGUGCUGGAGGUUUUCCAUCCGUUCUAAUUUCUGCAGAUCGUGGGUAUUUUAUGGUUUAUUUUUCCUGCAGCACUGAAUGUUUCUUUGUUUAACUCAGUUGAGUUAUCAAGUUGUAGCUCAGUCACUUCUGGCCAGAUGUCGUGUGGUGAAAAAAAGUGUUGUUCUGAAAAUAAAGCAUCCAUUUUUUUAGGCAAGCAUUCACAUUAAACAAGUUAAGCAUUGCAUUUAAAACCAUUACGUUUGAACAUGAUUUUUGUUAAUUUAUAAAGCCACAAGUGCUUUUGUUAGUUUGCUGUGAUUUAGAAAACAUUUGUACAUUAACAGAAUUUUUAAAUUACAAUUAUUUCUUGAGGCAGUUAUGUAUUGUCAUAUUUGUAAAUAUGAUCAUUUUUCUUCCUUCACAAACGGCAAAUGACAUUUAUUUAGCUAAUAUGUGAAUAGUUCUUUAUUCUCUCCUAAAACAAUCCCCCCCCCCCCCCCCACACACACACACACACCUUAAUACACAUUUAGAUCCUUUUUGUCUUCAAAUAACUUGUAGUCUUCUCAAACUACUUACCUGAUGUAUUCAGUUAGCCAAUGGCUUGUUUUUCUUUUUGUAACAUUACAAUGAGAUUUUUUCAGGGCAUGUUGCUGUCAGUAGGCAGUUACAGCUACACUUGCACAUUAAAUGUUUGUAAAUGUUGUCUCAUAACACAAUAAAUGAGUUUAUUCAUCA